CAUAUGGGAGCUACUUCCAAGAUUGGCCGCUGGAAAGCGCCAGUUUUUGUGUAUGUCUCUCCCUUCUCUUUCCCUCUCGUCUCUCAAUCUCACUCCCCCGUUUUGUUUUUCCCCCUAUUCAUGUUUGUAUGUGCCUUUUCCUUUUGCUGGAGCUGCCAUCACUACCAGCUUGCGGAGAAGCGCAGAGAUCCGUAGGACUUUGAGGGGAGGGGGGAAGGCGAUUCUCUCUUUGUUGUCUCGUCAACUGGAUGCGUGCAUUGUUCGAAUCUGAUCUUAUUUGCAGGCUACAGUCGACCGUUGGCAGCUGGGUUGAAGCUGCUUGUUUUCGUGCUUGCUGGGUCGUCGGUAAACUUCAACUUACGAGGUCUACUCUACGCCCCGAAGUUUGCCAGUUUUUAUAGAAGCUGGGUGUGGUGGGAUGUGCGUACCCUCGCAGACGGACCUUAUGGAGCUGGAAUCUGCAAAUGGUUGCGGGUAGGGGAGGAGUGGCUGGAAGGCGAGGAGGUGCAAAGCAGGUUUUAUUGUAGUUUAAGGUCAGGUGUCUCAUUUAUCUCACAAUGAGGCCCGACCCGCCCGCGCCUGAGCGCUCAGGGUUUUUCUCUGGUAAGAUGCUUCAGAGGACGCUGCACAACUCGCGCAUUACUAUCUUGUGCGGGGUUGUCACUAUACUUGUCCUUCGAGGUACCAUCGGCAGCGGCGUCGACAAAACCCAUUUUCUCGAUUUGACUCUGGACAUGGACGAUAUACCGGACGUGGAAUGGGACCCAUCGGUGCCAUUUACUCUAGGACCUACGAUCACCAACUGGGACGAGCAGCGCGCGAAGUGGAUUUCGAAGCACCCUGGUGAGAACAGUAAUCUCCGAGGCAAGGAUCGAAUGUUGCUCGUCACAGGCUCCCAGCCUAAGCAGUGUGAGAAUCCCGUUGGCAACUUCCAGCUGCUUAAGGCGCUAAAGAAUAAAAUAGAUUACUGCCGGUUGCAUGACAUCGACAUCUUCUACAACAUCGCGCACUUGGACAUCGAAAUGGCGGGAUUUUGGGCGAAGCUGCCCUUGCUGCGGAAGCUUUUAUUGGCGCACCCGGAGAUUGAGUGGAUCUGGUGGAUGGACUCGGACGCACUCUUCACAGAUAUGACGUUUGAGAUUCCCAUUGAGAAAUACAAGAGCUACAACAUGGUGUUGCACGGGCUGGAAGACGAGGUUUACGACCAGAAAAGCUGGUUAGGACUCAACACCGGUAGUUUUCUCUUCCGCAACUGUCAGUGGUCACUCGAUCUUCUCGAGGUUUGGGCGCGAAUGGGGCCCAAGGGUCCAGUUCGAGUGGAAGCUGGCAAGCUUCUCACCGCCACGCUCGCUGGUCGGCCGGAGUUCGAAGCAGACGACCAGAGUGCACUGGUGUACUUGUUGGCGAUGAACAAGGAGAAGUGGGGUUCCAAGGUAUUUUUGGAGCAUUCUUACUGUUUGCAUGGUUACUGGGUCAUGCUGGUGGAGCGGCUUGAGGAAUUGAUGGAACUCGGCCCGCGUGGUGGCGAAAAAAACUCUUUUCGGUGGCCGUUUGUGACGCAUUUCGUGGGUUGCAAGCCGUGCGGUAGGGACGGGACCAGUCACUAUGCUACAGAUCGAUGCCUCAAGCACAUGGAGCGCGCCUUCAACUUCGCGGAUAAUCAAAUUCUUGAGCACUAUGGGUUCCACCAUCAGACGCUUAAUACUUACAAAGUUCACCAAGUUCGCAACGACUCCUCCGAUCCUCUGGGGAUUUCUGAUCGUAUACCUUCGCGGUAGCAGGGUUUUGACCGUGCACAGAGAACUACCUCGUGAGCACGAGACCAGAGACGUCGAUUGGCAGUGUGUCCAUGGCGUUUGCUUCCUUCAGUAGCUACCUCCUUGUAAUGCAUGUGAGGUUUUGAGCUUAAGGGGACGAUUCGGGACCUUCGCACUUCUGGCCAUAGCUGGUGAUCACGUCGAUGCGUUUCUGCCUCUGCAACAUUUGUGAAUAGCGGAGCAUAUUAAUGUCUUUUGCGGUGGAAUUGAGCCGGCAUAGGAGAUCUGACAACGUCGCGCAUUUAUCCAGUGGAACUUUGCGGGGUGUACAAUCCCUUUUCUACUUUUCCAAGGCCACGAAUUGUGGUUCAGCAUUUCCGACUCGAUCGACAUCAAUCGUUAGUGAGGAUGAUCCCCUGUGAUGUAUUUGUAUACUAUCAUCGCAAUCGGAGGAUGACAUCAUGAGUAGUAGGUUUUACGGAAAUCGGCUUUAGAUUCAUUGUUUGAUCCAAUUCGUCAACAUAAAACUUGACGGCAUCUGGAAACCAUCGCUCACUUAAACCUCCGGCAUAGAGGAGUACUCAGUACUUUCACUCUCCCUCCACAAGCAAUUAGCGUCAUCGCUUGUGAUACUAACUACCAACUGGCGAUGUGUUCAACUUUUAACAGACCUAUUUGUCUGCUUAGUGCUCGCUUCCAGUGAAUACAUUCAAACUUGCAGAUCUUUUCGACUCAAAUAAGUCUCAACUUGAGUU
Messenger RNA from Physcomitrium patens, 2512 nucleotides. RefSeq names its product putative xyloglucan 6-xylosyltransferase 3. The record is from RefSeq and is a predicted model, not a curated record. Gene Ontology annotation, cellular component: membrane. Gene Ontology annotation, molecular function: glycosyltransferase activity. Lineage: Eukaryota; Viridiplantae; Streptophyta; Bryopsida; Funariales; Funariaceae.